AUGGAUAAAAGUGAGUUGGUACAGAAGGCCAAACUUGCUGAGCAGGCAGAGCGCUAUGAUGAUAUGGCUGCUGCCAUGAAGGCUGUCACUGAGCAGGGACAUGAGCUGUCCAAUGAAGAAAGGAAUCUACUCUCUGUUGCCUACAAGAACGUGGUUGGUGCCCGUCGCUCUUCGUGGCGUGUCAUCUCCAGCAUUGAACAGAAGACGGAAAGAAAUGAGAAGAAACAGCAGAUGGGAAGAGAAUAUCGUGAGAAGAUUGAGGCUGAACUGAAGGACAUCUGCAAUGAUGUUCUGGUAAUAGUCUAGUAGGAAUGGAUAUAGCAGCAUAUGUUAAGGGGCUCCAUCUGCUGGGAAGCUUGUGAGCUCAAGGCAGGAGCACAGUUUCAUCGCUUAAGGAUCUACUUUGGUCCAACAGCCAAAGAUCCUUGCUUUGUAAUUAUGUUGUUUAUAUGCUAGGUGUAAAAAAUUAUUUUUAUUUGAUACUUGAUAAACGAUGUGUACACUUGUAUGGACCAAACCUAUAAACAACACAAAACAUAUAUAAACCUCUCUUCUAUAAUCUAGCCAAUGAAUUAAAGAAAUAUGACCUUGUAUAUAAAGCCACCAGAGUCUCAUCUCCAAAGUUUUUUUUAAAAAAGAACUUGGUGCCUCCUGAUCUUCUAAAUGUUGCUCAACCACAUCUUUCAUCAUUCCUGGUCAUUAGCCAUGCUGGGUGGGGCUAUGCUAGAGCAUGUAAUUCAGCAACAACUGGAAGGCUUUAGGUUAGGCCCUCAAAUUGUAGAUGUACACAUAAAGGGGAUCAGUUGAGGAGAAUGUGUGUAACCUUGUGAUUAUAUGUCUUUCAGGAACUGCUGGAUAAGUACCUUAUUGCUAAUGCCACACAGCCAGAAAGCAAAGUCUUCUAUUUGAAAAUGAAAGGAGAUUACUAUAGAUACCUUUCAGAAGUGGCAUCUGGAGAAAGCAAGCAAAGUAGGUGGUUACAUUAAAAUCAGAAGCCUGCCUUAAUGAUUCUCUACAAGAACUGUGUGUGGUAUUAUUAAACUGCUCCUUGAUCUCACAAUAAAUUUGUCUCAGUAUUCUGAGAAAAUCAGAUGUUCUGAAUGCAAAGGAAUAGGGAAAAGAACCAUUUGCUUCCUGUUGUAUUCAACCAUAAGGUGGCUGACUACCGUGGAAGGGCCAGGUUGAAAGGAUUGCUGCUGCAGGAGACUUGUUUUUAGUAUCUCCAACUUGACUAGAGGUUACUAAAAGGAGGUAACAGCAAAUCACAAGGAAUGGGUGUUCUGUAUUCUUCCAUUAAGACAGCAGUUCCCUCUAGGUGAGGACACAUAUAUUGGAUUUAGGAGUUGAAUAUGUCUAACAAUAUACACAGAAAUUAAAAUUUUCUAGUGUUGUAAAUUAUUUCAUGAAAAUCUUCCUACUACACAUUUUGAGUAAGUAAAGCUUUUAAAAAAGCAUUUCACUCAUUCCAAGAAAGAAAAUAUUCCAUAGGAGUCCCCCCCCCCCCAAAUGUUCCCUAAAUUUCCCAUUGAAAAGAAAUCUUUGAGGGGGGGUGUACUCUUUCUUCCAUUUACUUUUUUCCAGGUCUUUACAUCUCUGCUGCAACUGAAUGCAAAGGCUCCUAAUGGAACCUCUGACCACAAGGAAAGAUGUGGGAAGUUCCUUUUCAGAAUUUAGAAGUGUGGGAAGCAGAAAGUAUAAGUUGCUUGUACUUAUCUUGACUAUAAAGUCACAGUUUGUACCUGCAUCUUAUUUAAUUAAUCUGUAGUCACAGAUGCUGGAUCUGUGUGCCUUAAAACCUUAGAUGGUCUAUGAAUUGGUUGUUAAACAAAUAUGUCUGUACCUGAUACAAGGCUAGUGGCAUUUCACCGUUUAGCCUACUCUUGCUAUAGAUUUUUUGUUUUUGCUUCCCCCCAAUAAUCUUUGUAGUGUUCUUGGAAGAUCACCAAAUAUAGAACCUUGUAAAGUUUUUAGAUAUAGGGAUCGUGUUCAAAUGUUACUAUACAGUAUUAACUAAUAUGUGACACAACUUAUAGCUACGAUAGAAUUUCUAGACCCAAUACAAUUUGGUUCUGGAUCAAAUAGCUAAGAUAGAAUAGGAAAUGUUUUACAGCUAGGUUCAUGUGAUAUUCACAUAUAAGCAGUUAGGCCAUACUCUUUGUAGAAUGUCAUAUUUGUAAUUGCCCCCCCCCCCACAAAUAUUAAAUGUGUGUGUAUUUAAUCUAAGGUUUUAUUGUUUAGGAUGCACUGAAAUGGAGCGAUACUUGCAAAAUGUAUUCCUCUACUACAAAGAAGACUCUGGUAGUUCUAUGCCCCUGCCCUCAUGGCCUUGACAGGCUGCUACUUUGACAACAUUUUUUCUUCAUGUAUUUUCCCAUCAUAUCAACACUGACAAACCAGUCAAUGUAAUGACCCUGAGGACAAACUAGCUAAUUCUAAGGAAAGACAAUAUUUCCUGAGUUGGAGUUGCUCUCACUCUGAGCUUUGGUUGUUGUCAGUGACUAUGCAUAGCCAAAUCUUGCCACACAGUGUCCCUGCUGCUAGGUAGAAGAUGGCCAGUCUUAAAGCAAACUGGUGCUGAAGCUAUGAGCAAGUACAAAAAAGGUAACAUUUCAGCAGUCUUUUGGGAAACAUUUUAGGCUCCUAAAAAAAACUUUUUGUGUGUAACAAAAUGUUCACUACAGAUCACUGUUCAGCCCUAUUCUAUGCAGGCACCUGUGUAAAUGUUUCUGACUUGGAGUUGGCCAUGUCAGGAAAUAUUAAAAUUAUCACCAUCUUUUCUUGCAGCAACAGUAGCAAAUUCUCAGCAAGCAUAUCAGGAAGCAUUUGAAAUCAGCAAGAAAGAGAUGCAACCAACACAUCCUAUUCGACUUGGUCUGGCACUUAAUUUCUCUGUGUUCUACUAUGAGAUACUAAACUCACCAGAGAAAGCCUGCAGUCUGGCAAAGACGGUAAAUAGACUUAAUAUUGUCAAGAAUGGUUUUGGGGAAACAAAUUUGAGAUACACGUUGAACAGUUGUGAAUGCAACUAGAAAUGUAUGGCUUAAUAAAUCAUGUCGGAGAGCUCUAGGAGCUCUUUUAUAUUAUUCAGAAGAAAGAUUAAUUAUUAAGUUAAAAUAACACACUUGAAAUUAGAGGUGGCACUUUUAUAUUCUAAGGAAGUCUGUCUUGGGUCUUAACUUGGAUGAACACAAGUGUAAUGUUAUGCGUUUUUCAUCACUUAGCUAGCCCUAUCUGUGCUUGGAAAUUGAAUGGGUUAAACAUUCUUACGGCAGGAAGGAUCAGAAGCAGAAUAAAGCGAAUUAAUUAUUUGAAUUUGGUUUAGGCAUUUGAUGAAGCAAUAGCUGAACUGGACACACUGAAUGAAGAAUCUUACAAAGAUAGUACUCUGAUUAUGCAGCUACUUAGAGAUAACCUUACUGUAAGUAUUCCUUCGAAAAACUGGCUACACUUUAAAUGAUGCAGUGUUUUAUAAUUUUAAGUCUUGCCAUCCCACAAAUGGUUGAUAAUUGCACCCUUACAAACUAUUUUGGAUGUAGCACAAAGUUAGUUCCAUAUGAAAGAAUGACUGCUGUCAGCAUUGUGUGUGUGGAGCAGUCAUACCUGUAAUGGAAAACUAGCCAAAUGCCCUUAUCAGGCAGCUAACAAAUUUGUGUGUUACCUGCAGGCUUCAUGUACUCAUUGUUUAACUUCAUCUAAUCUCCGGUCUUUAGUUCAUCAUUCAUUAACUCUUCUACUCAAAUAAUACUGCUCUACUGAAACAAAUUACCCCACUACCUUUUCCAGACCAAUGUAAUUAACUGCAUGCUUUCAGCAUAAACAUGUUUGUAUUUUCUUACAGCUAUGGACAUCGGAAAACCAGGGAGAUGAAGGGGAAGCUGGGGAGGGCGAGAACUAA
Molecule: messenger RNA, 3895 nt
Organism: Podarcis lilfordi (Lilford's wall lizard)
Lineage: Eukaryota; Metazoa; Chordata; Lepidosauria; Squamata; Lacertidae
Source: the annotation of a GenBank genome assembly